AUGCAAUUGAGAUGUGCUAGGCAGAUUGCCGUGGUGUUUUUGCACCUUCUGCCGCUCCUCGGCCGUGUCUCUGCGCUUGAGAUAGAUGUCAAUGAUCCCAACUCGAUCAAGCAGGCCGCUAGCUCGGCUACCUGGGAUAUGAUGACCUAUUACCACGGCAAUGAGACCGGAGCGAUUCCAGGUUAUUUCCACUCUUGGUGGGAAGGAGCUGCCUUGUUCCUGGCGCUUCUGAAUUAUUGGCACACCACCGGCGACACAACCUACAACAAGGAACUCACCAUCGGGUUACAAUGGCAGGACCAGGGGAGUGGAAAGUACAUGCCUGCAAACUGGAGUACUGGAAUCGGAAAUGACGAUCAAAUGUUCUGGGGUAUUGCGGCAAUGACCGCAGCAGAGUACAAGUUCCCGAACCCUCCCACUGGCGACACCUGGCUCACCCUCGCCGAGGGUGUGUUCUACGACCAGAGUAGCGACAACGGGCAAGGAUGGGACACAACCAUUUGCGAGGGCGGGCUUCGCUGGCAGAAGUUCAUCGCGCAAAGUGGCUACGUCAUGAAGAACGCAGUGUCGAAUGGCGGAUUUAUGAUGCUUGCAGCUCGUCUUGCUUAUUACAACCAGAAAGACUCGUUCGCGGCUUGGGCCGAGAAGACCUGGGACUGGGCAACCACAGCCGGCAUGAUUGUCAACACCACCGCAACCUGGUCUAUUUGGGACAGUCUCAGUAAAGGGACGGGCGGCAUCGUCCCAGAUUGCACCGGUCCGGGUCACACCCAAUGGACGUACAACUACGGUACUUUCAUAACAGGCUGCGCUUAUAUGUAUGCCUAUAAGUUCGGUCCUGUGGGCAUCAAAGGGUAUGCGAUUACGAACGACACCAAAUGGCUUUACCGGACGAACAAGCUGUUGGACGCGCUGUUCCAAGGCUUCUUUCUCGCCAAGACCGGCGGCGGCAUCUCCGAUCAAACUUGCGAGGCUACAGACCAAUGUGACGAAGAUGCGAACGAUCCCCUGUUCAAGGGACUGACUAUAUCAUGGCUCAUGGAUGUGGCCCUAGUCGUCCCCACUCUCAAGCCCAAGAUUCUCCCCAAAAUCCAAAUUACAGCGAGUCUGGCCGGUCCAGCCUGUACGGGCCAUGGCGGUAUCGCCUGCGGUGGUCAUCUGUACGGCCAAUAUGAUGGCCAAGCGAGCAUGGAGAAUCAGAUCACCGCUGUUCAGGUUUUCAGUGCCGCGAUGUUACCAUACCUCAAAGCAGACGCGGCGCCCGCCAAUGUUGAUACCGGAGGAAACAGCUCGUCUGAUGCCAAGCCUGGCGGCGGAGAUACCGACGCCAGCCUGCCGGUCUACAAAAACAUCACGACUGGAGACAGGGCAGGAGCUGGAAUCCUGACCGUGCUCUUCAUUACUGGCCUGGCCAGCAUGGGGGGGUUUCUUGUUGAUGGGCGCAUGACAUGUACCCCUGGCUUACUGGAGGACGUGCAAAUAAGGGGAAUUCUUGUAACUAUUUAUCAAAACCUGUGGUUUUCAUUCUUGCCUACUACAUCGAUACCAUUUCGAAAUUCAUAUUUGUUAUAG
Molecule: messenger RNA, 1572 nt
Organism: Penicillium chermesinum
Lineage: Eukaryota; Fungi; Ascomycota; Eurotiomycetes; Eurotiales; Aspergillaceae
Product: glycoside hydrolase family 76 protein
Exons: 5
Coding region: 1-1572 (523 amino acids)
Biological process (GO): fungal-type cell wall biogenesis; carbohydrate catabolic process
Molecular function (GO): mannan endo-1,6-alpha-mannosidase activity
Source: RefSeq, a predicted model, not a curated record